GCCACGUCAGUUGAACGAGGCGCGUCGAGCCGUCAGCCGUAUCUCGUGUUAGCUUCAUGUUUUUGUGAGAUAAACACUAUCAACUGAACGUUCCGAAAUAUUUUGUGACUGUUGUGUGAUGGAUCUGUGAACUGAGAAAAUGGAGGAGGAGUCGAUGUCGGGACACAGCUGUUCUGAGGACGAUAUUAGUGUUGGUCGGCCAUCGCCGGCGCCGUCGCGAUCUCCUUCACCUCACGAUUAUUUUAGACCGCUGAAGCGCUUGAAGAUGGCUUCGGAGCCAGCAGAGGAAAGACGAGGGGACGGUGUGAAGAGUUUUUCGAUUUUGGACAUUUUAUCUCACAGUCCGCGCACUCCGCCGCGUAUAGUGCGUCCGUGGGAUGCGUCAGGGUUCGAGAGGUUGCAGCGGCUGCAGCGGUUGGCUGGUGCUGCGUUGCUGGAUGGAGAAAGAUGGAGAUUGGCGGCUCUGGGGCUGCUGAGGCCGAGAGAUAUGGCGCCAGCUGAGUGCUGUGACUCUGCCUCCGAGAGAUCCUCGUCUGCGUCGGACUGCUGCUCGGAGCCCCGGCGAGCGCCGCAGCAGGGCUCGGCAGCACCACACACUCCUCUCGAUGCACUGUUCCACAUGACUAGCAAGACGUUCGAAGCCAAUAAUCCUGACAAUGGAGAUGGUCAGUCAAAUCACCUGAAUCUCUUCAACUCGAGGCCACAGCCGAAGAAGAAGCGAAAAUCUCGAACAGCCUUCACCAACCACCAGAUCUUUGAGCUGGAGAAGCGGUUUCUGUAUCAGAAGUACCUCUCGCCCGCAGACAGAGACGAGAUCGCGAGCUCUCUGGGCCUGUCCAACGCUCAAGUCAUCACAUGGUUCCAAAACAGACGAGCGAAGUUGAAACGAGAUAUGGAGGAAUUGAAGAAAGACGUCGAAAGUGCUAAAGUACUGUCAGCUCACAAGAGUUUCUUAGAAAACGUGACUGAUCUCGGCAUUCUGAAGAAGAAGGCCAUGAGCAUAGGAGCCAGUGAGGAGGCGGCGACGAACCUAGUGGUGAACGCGUCCAAAUGAAACGAGGCAUCGCGCGCGAUCAUCAAUGACGUCACCUACGAUCGGCGCGUGCUCGACUAUUGAAUCGAAUAGUCGAAUCGACUCGAGUGACAAUGUGUUUCGAUUGAAUUUCAAAACGAACGUUUUAGUGACGUUAGAUGUUUUUAUCUCCACUAUUAAUAGUAUUUCGUAAAGUACAUCACUAUUUAAUAUGUCUGUAAAUAGUAUUAGUUGACCGUAGUGUAUCGUUGUACAAAACUUAUGAAGCUUCGUUCGAAAUAAAUGUGAUAGUUGAUUUUAUUAUUUAAGUACUUAAUAUUUUAUAGAGAUAUUCCUAAAUUAUUUAUUUUUUGUUUGGGCUACUUACUGGUUCGUGUGACUGCAAUUUUAUUGAGGGACAAUGUAGUAAACUGAUAGUUUUUUGGAUCAUGUAGAUACUGAAAUAAGAUUUAUCCAUUGAGUGUGCAAUAAUUACGAUAAAGUACAUAAUCUAUGAGCCAGUUAGUGUCCAGUUUACGUUACUAUUGUAAAUAUUAUUGUAAAGGUAGUUUGUUUAGUAAUUAAAACUUAAAGCGUAGUUUUAUAAUUCUCAUGAAGAUACGGCGCUAAUGAUGUCGAUAGUACCUACCAACGUUAUGUAAUGUUUAAUUAGUAAACGUAUUUACUAAUUACGAAUUGGUUUGAAAUUUUGAAUCGUGUAUUUUCUACUGAAUAAUUUCGAGCAAUAGAAGAACGACUAAUUAUAGUAAUGACUAAGUAAUUUCAUUAGAUUUUAAAGCUGUUGAUUCGUCAAAUGAAAGUCGUAAAGAUUGCUACUGCAAUGAUUUUUAAAGCGCACUUAAUUAUUUCCCAGUUUUAUAACUUUGUAUGCAUUGUGUACAUAACUCAUUAGCAAUUUGUUACAUAACUAACUGAAUGGAUUCGACGUCUGUACCUACUCGUAUGUACUAAAAUCAACAUUUUUCAUAUAAAAUUGAUCUUAAGUAAUUGUGAAGACACAAUUUUAUUGUAAAACCUUUAAAUCUGGAAUUCCUACUGUACUGUAAUGUAAUUAAAUAUUACUCUUGCCUGUUGUAAAAAAAAA
This is a messenger RNA of Spodoptera frugiperda (fall armyworm), 2117 nucleotides long. RefSeq names its product homeobox protein BarH-like 1b. Gene Ontology annotation, biological process: regulation of DNA-templated transcription. Gene Ontology annotation, molecular function: DNA-binding transcription factor activity, RNA polymerase II-specific; DNA binding. The coding region runs from base 140 to 1054 and encodes 304 amino acids. The transcript has 2 exons. NCBI's taxonomy places the organism in Eukaryota, Metazoa, Arthropoda, Insecta, Lepidoptera, Noctuidae. The record is from RefSeq and is a predicted model, not a curated record.